AUGGCUCCGCCAGCCGAGGCCCAGCCCGGCAAGCUUGGAGCGGAUCACAAGGUGAUCGUCGUGCUCGAUCAUGGCCCGCGAUUCGGCCGGAUGUCCGGAGAGGAGCUCCCCGUGCUCAUCAAGGAUUUGACCGACGGCAAGCAGCGUCAGGCCGCCAAAAUUACAAAGACGAUCUGGACGCUGGCCGUCGAGAGCACGCUCGACAUGCACCGCGUCGUCGGGGACAUUUUCCCGAAUGAUGAUCGUCUGAUGCGAUUCGUACUCUCAGAUGGCGUCGGGCGGUUCCUGACCGCACAUAUGGACAACCGGAACCAUUGGUUCGAGGAGCUGUUGACGAAUAAACAACUCGUCUCCAGCUUUGCCACCGCCGGCAAGCCGUUGGAAAGCGAGGAUUGCACGAUUUUAUGCGGUGCGUUUUUGUGUUUCAUUCAGAAAAGAACA
Molecule: messenger RNA, 441 nt
Organism: Mesorhabditis spiculigera
Lineage: Eukaryota; Metazoa; Nematoda; Chromadorea; Rhabditida; Rhabditidae
Source: the annotation of a GenBank genome assembly